Messenger RNA from Tachysurus vachellii, 963 nucleotides. RefSeq names its product bolA family member 1 (gene bola1). The record is from RefSeq and is a predicted model, not a curated record. NCBI's taxonomy places the organism in Eukaryota, Metazoa, Chordata, Actinopteri, Siluriformes, Bagridae. The transcript is spliced from 2 exons. The coding region runs from base 112 to 558 and encodes 148 amino acids. Gene Ontology annotation, cellular component: mitochondrion.
GCACCAACGAAGAAGAACAACUGAGUCUGGUGCGUGUUCGAAAAAGACGACGAAGAAGAAGUGGAUUGCAGUAAGGUCUGUCAUUGCCGUCUUCUUGCUCCUGGUUUGCUGAUGUUGUCCCAUGUUCGCAGUUUUGUCCGUUCCUCCUCUGUCGCUCUUUUCACUUCCAGACAUUUUUCAGCUCAUCACAUGGAAGCUGUGUCCAUUCGACCGGUCGAGGCUUCCAUUCGCACCAAACUGACUCAGGCUCUCGCUCCGGAGCACCUGGAGGUGCUGAAUGAGAGCCACAUGCAUGCAGUGCCCCCAGGCUCUGAGUCACACUUCAGAGUGCUGGUGGUGAGCUCACACUUCGAUGGCUUGUCUCUGUUGCAGCGCCACCGCCUGGUCAACGAGACCCUGAGUCACGAGCUGAAAACCAGCAUUCACGCUCUCGCCAUCCAGGCCAAGACGCCUCAGCAGUGGAGCAGCGACCCGAGCGUGGCCAAGAGCCCGCCGUGCCUCGGAGGAUCCAAACAUGACAGCACGGUGGCAGAGAAGCUCAGAUCGGAAUCUGACUGAUCCUGAUCCUGAUCCUGAUCCUAAGAACUUAUAGGCAAAAGAAACACUUUGAUAGAAAGUGUUUAGAUUUACUGCAGUCUAUAUAAUAAUAGACAUUACGGAGAUCAGCCAGUAGCUGGUCAGUAGCGUUUAAGUGUUGUGUGAUUUGCCUGUGAGUGUGUCCGGGAUUUUUGACUUUAAACAUGCUACAUUGAAUAAAAUUGUAAAUGUAUACAAUUAUUACAGUUAUGCUGCUUUCUGUAUCCUUGUGAUUUUGUGCUUAAAUAUGUCAUUUAGUUAAAUCUACGUAUCUGUUGUCCUGUGAAGACAAGGUGUCUACAUAUGUCGCUGUAAAUUACCUCAAAAUACAAUGAUUCAAAUAAACACGCCCAAGCCGGGGGUUGAUUGAUGUGGGAGAUGACCAAA